Messenger RNA from Cladocopium goreaui, 1635 nucleotides. Lineage: Eukaryota; Dinophyceae; Suessiales; Symbiodiniaceae. The record is from the annotation of a GenBank genome assembly.
AUGGACCUUGUGGCCCUUCCCCUGGCGCUGCCACCCGCGCUGCCUGCGACGGAUGCUCUGCAGUGCCCACAUGGCGCUUGGAAUGCGCCCGGGGCCAAAGGUGAUGGCGAGAUGGCGCCUUGGCCAGGUGCCGAGCUCUUCUGGCGACAGAUCUUGGGUGCGGUGAUGGGAGGCCUUGACCUGGCGCAACAGGGUGACUAUGUGGCAUCCCGGCAUCUCUUGGCCGACGCCCUUCUGGCAGCUACCGGCAGCCUGACUCCCGAGCCGCGGAUGGGUUUCAGCUGUUCCUUAGGAGUUGCAGCUAUCUACCGUGUUCUGGCGCUGGUCAGUUUGGAGGCCGAUGCCGGCGAGGGAGUGCUGCCAGGGCAUCACUUGGCGCUGCGCUACCAACAUUUGGCCACCGUGUGGGUGACCCACGUCUGGGAAAAAUAUGCACGCCGUGAGAACGGUGGCGGCCCGGGAGAGGGCUGGGCCUGGUACGACCGCAGCUACAUCGACGCGUCGGCCUGGCCCAUCGGCUUACAGGAGCUGAACGUGGAGAUGCAUUCGGUCCAGAUGACCUUGGCCAAGAUGUUUUCGAGCCGCCCGCAAUUAGAAGUGCCGCAGAGUUUCCGCGACCCGAACUUGGCAAUUGGCAUCGCCAGCGUUUGCGCUUAUCCACCGGAGAAUCCGCUGCCUCGUUAUGCAGCGUCCAACCAUCGAGCCUACGCACUGCGGCAUGGCUAUCGAUAUCGAUUGGAGACCCAACAAGUCUCGCCGGAACGUCCUCCGGCAUGGGGAAAAGUGAGGUUGCUGCAACGGCUAUUGGAGGAGGAGCCAGACGUGGACUGGUGGUUGUGGUUUGAUUGUGACACCUUCUUCAUGAACAUGACGGUGACCCUGGAGUCCAUUCUGCAGCGCUACGGAGGGGGCGACGACAACGUUCACUUUCUGGCGGCGGAGGACGCAGCCAUGUUGAACACCGGCACGUUCCUUCUCCGCCGCUCCACCUGGAGUCGCGACUUCUUACGCCGCGUUUGGGGGACGCAGGAUUCUGUGUGGAUCCAGCAUCCCUGGUGGGAAAAUGCUGCCAUCAUCUGGGACCUGCUACGAGGUCUUUCAGAACGUUUCAGGGAUGGAGUGGGCGAUCUGGGAUCCGGGCAAGUCUAUCCAGAGGAGGUGCGCAUCGUGCCGCAGUUUGAACUGAACUCCUACCAUCCAGCGACCGCGCAGUCCCUGCACGAUGCUUGGGUGCCGGGGAAGUUUGUGUUGGCCUUUAACGGAGUCUUAUCCAAUACCAGUCCAAAGGUGGUGCGGACCUUGUAUGGCUACUACUACGAGAUCGCUUGUGAGCUCAACAGGAUUCCGGUUUCCAAAGAGGACGGAGGCUGUCUCGAGCCCGAGGAGCCGUUACCAUGGCUGAGAAAAAAAGAGGAUGCGCCGUCAGUGCGGUCAGUGGAUAGGUUGGCCUCUGGUAAGCUGACCAGGGAAGUUGGGAUCCACGGCCGGGUGCGGAGGCUGGAUUCUACGGAGCUUAUGGCCGCCCAGGCGAGGGCCGAAAAGUCCCGCCUAGAUGAGUUGGAAUACGACCACCUCCCGUCCCGCCCCGGCCGCCUGCGUGCUGCCGGCGAUGGCUUUCCAAACGCUGAUUGUUGA